AUUUGGUCUUCGCAGAGCAGUCGUGAUAUGUUGUGCGGGUUCGCGCCGGCACUUCUUCAUCGCCAGAGGCUGGAAACGACCCGCCAUCCAUGCGUAUGCCAGAGAACCUGAGAGGCCGGGGCGCAGGGUGUGCUUUCCGGAAAGGAGUAUCCUAUGAGGACAUGCAGGUCGACAUGAAGCACCAUGAGAAUGACGAGGCUGGCAUGUCUGAAUACAUGACCUUGUGGUACAGCAUUUCACACAGGAUCGAUGAUUUCCGGCCUGGACAGGAGCCGCUCCCGGGAACAUAUACCUGCCGCCUGUGGGUGCGAUUUUGCAACAGUGCAUCAUGCCCAUGAGCAUGCCUCCUCCUGUGCCAAAGACUUCGCCACUAGGCGGGCAGAGGAGCUCCGAGAUGAGCUUUGUGCUCUAGAUCGAC
Molecule: messenger RNA, 418 nt
Organism: Phialemonium atrogriseum
Lineage: Eukaryota; Fungi; Ascomycota; Sordariomycetes; Cephalothecales; Cephalothecaceae
Exons: 1
Coding region: 90-338 (82 amino acids)
Source: RefSeq, a predicted model, not a curated record